UGGAUCCUGUGAGAAGUGCCUGGCAGCACAAGUUUCUUCCUUUGCACUGCCUUCUCUUGAGUGUUUGCCUCGUCCAUUUCCUAGACCGAUAAGACAAGUACAAUCAUUACCCGCAUGCCCGACUCUGCAUUGAGCGUGAUAUCUACAGAUGCAAGUCAGCGAGGAUGCCAUACAAGAUCCGCACCACCGCAGCGCGGCAGUAUCCAUAACCAGACGAGAGCGAGCCCUGGCGGCGCAAGAGAAAAGACGAAAAGAGCAACACGAGCCGAUGAAGCCGGCACAGACUCUGCUCUUGACCGUUGCGGGUGCAGGCAUCACUUCGGCAGCGGCGGCGCAAUCCCUAACAUCUCAGACAGCAACAGCAGCACUCGGGCCUGGCUACUUAUGUCGGGAGACAAAUCUCGCAAACAUACCAUCCUCACCACAGCUCAUAAGAUGAUAAGAAGGCCCCGCCAAAUCGAGACAUCCGUACGAAUCGUGACCCUAAGCCCAGUAAACAGGCCCACGAGCACCACCACCUUCCGGCCCCAAACCUCGGAAUCCCCGCAAGAAGACGGCGGCGACAACAGCAGCAGCGGAACGAUCCGCACCACGAGACGAAGCAGCAGCAGCAGCAGUGCCAUCACAAUCACCUUAACUGCCCGUCCUGCAACCACCACCACCUCUUCCAUUUCCUCCGCCUCAUCUUCCCUCUCCUUCUCCUCCUCUUCAACCACUUCAACCACGCAACCGCCAUUCUCCACCAGCAGCAGCACUUCAAGUCCCCCAACCCUACCCUCCUCGUGUUCCACCUCUACAUCCUCAUCCUCGUCAGAAAGCACCAUCACCCAACAGAGCGCAGCAAACGGUGACGGGAGCGGAGGCGGAGGCGGCGCCCUCUCAGCGGGUGCGGCGGCAGGCGCCACGGCAGGCGCGGUAUGCGGGCUGUUGUUGCUGGCGGGGGCGGCAUUUCUGCUCUGGCGGUGGCGGCGGCGGCGCCAGGGCGGGGUUCGUGGGGCUGAGAUGGUGACGGCGGGUUACUCCCAACCACCGCGGGGGUCUAGCGGUGUGAUGACAGGUGGGAGGGCAGGUGCAACCAUGUUUGGGGACGGGAAUGCUGGAGCUGGGUUUCAAGCAGGGAAUGGCGGGAUGGGUAGCGGUAGCGCUGAAAUUGGUGAGGAAGGGGGAGGGGGAACAGUACUGUUGCCUGGAUGGCAUGCGGACCACGGAGAGCAUGGCGGUGCGGGGCCAUAUGCCGAUGCCGGGCAACAAUGGCAAUGGCCGAGCCCAAGCCCGAGCUGGAACAUGGAUCUCCAGUCGGCGACCGGCUACGUGCUCCUCCCAGCCCCCGUUCCCGUACCCGUCGCCGGGCAAGGGCCGGGAGGGUACCCGUCUCCUGCACCACCGCAACCACAACCGCAACCACAACCGCAGCGACCAACGGAGACCUAUUCCGUUUCGCCGCUGAGCGAGACCUUCCCGGUGGCCAGUUCAAGCGAUUACCGCGUGUCGUCAUUGUAUUACCCGGACGCGACCGAGAUGGCGACGGCGGCGAGCGUGGUCUCGACUAUGCCAAGUCCUGAUCUCCCUGAGUUCAUGAUACCCGGAGGUGACAGAUCGAGGGCGGCGAAUGUCUGUCGCGUGUCGCAGAUCGGAGGAAGGACAGCGAGGCACACCAUGUUGCGAGCCAGUGGUAUCCAGCCGCAGGUCGGUGACAUCGAGCGCGGCCGCAAGAGAGAGGUGAAGAGAGGCUGCGUCUAGGACUUCAAGCGAUUUAACGACCCCCGGGUGGUAGAUGGGUUAGAAUCGCUGGUGAAUGGAUGGUCCUAUCCGGAGAUCGC
Canariomyces notabilis is the source of this 1820-nucleotide messenger RNA. RefSeq lists its product as uncharacterized. Bases 115 to 1740 code for a protein of 541 amino acids. The transcript has a single exon. The record is from RefSeq and is a predicted model, not a curated record. Lineage: Eukaryota; Fungi; Ascomycota; Sordariomycetes; Sordariales; Chaetomiaceae.